This is a messenger RNA of Suillus clintonianus, 1049 nucleotides long. RefSeq lists its product as uncharacterized. The coding region runs from base 280 to 888 and encodes 202 amino acids. The record is from RefSeq and is a predicted model, not a curated record. NCBI's taxonomy places the organism in Eukaryota, Fungi, Basidiomycota, Agaricomycetes, Boletales, Suillaceae. The transcript has 3 exons.
CGCUCGCUAAACCUCGUCGAUCAUCGUGAUCUACACAUGCUGUCUCACCGAAAACGAGAACAUGACAGAUCGUUCACAAGGAAACCAAGUGAAAUUUAUUUCAUGUAUUCUUUGUGUACUCAUCUCGUAUAGCCAAACGGUAAACUUGUGGCGGCGCUUGCAAGUUACAGUUGCCCGGUCCUCGGGUAGCUACCUGUGGCUCUGAUGCUUUGAUCUCCACCUUCCUCCGUGUGCCCACUCCGUGAUUCCUCUCCUAUCUCCUAAUUUCGGCCAGCUAUCAUGACAGCCCUAACUCAUGUAUCGCGCAUGCCCUAUCGUUUAUUUUCCCCCUCAAUCUCAAAUGCUCAUCCGCAUUCUGUGUCGCGCUUCUUUCAUUUCAGUGCAACCCAGAAGAGACUACGCGAUACUGAAUCCGUGAGCAAAGAAAUUCUUAGCGGAGAGACGGAUAAGAAAGUUUUUAACCUCGGCGGAUACCACAUGUCUCCCUCCUCAGCUCGUACCUUCAACAGGACUCUCGGUAUCAAUGAUAGUCGAUUCGAAGACGGUCACCUGGAAACCCCGAUCAACAACUGGCUUGCAGAAAAUAAACCGGACGUUUUGUGUGGAUGCCUCACUUGGCUGUUUGACCCCCGUAUCAGUCGUGUGUUCUUCUUCACCCAUUUCUGUGAUUCAAUGGAGCGGCCAGAAGAAGAUGAGGAAGAUUUGCGGGUCAAGAACUGGCUACAGGAGAAUGGUGCCACUGGUGUGGAAUGGCAAACCUUUUAUGACAAUAAUGGCUUCACUCGCUUCGGGUUGCGACCUUCCUCAAAGCCGAGGGACUGGGUGGUUGAAGAAAUGACGGUCGAAAAGUAUCUGUCUCGGAAUCGCAGGAAACUUGUUGGCAAGUAGUGUGAGGUUUGGCUAGAGAUUUAACAUUGUGACUGUCAUAGCAAUAUAUAUGUCCAAAAGUAAAGUUGCCUCCUUCCGGUCUUGCACCCCCAAAACUGGUUGGUUAAGUCCAUAGGUGCGGGAGGACUCAAAUCUCAGAGGCUACAAAGGUUCCUCGCGAG